Haplochromis burtoni (Burton's mouthbrooder) is the source of this 4401-nucleotide messenger RNA. RefSeq names its product regulatory factor X, 2 (influences HLA class II expression) (gene rfx2). Gene Ontology annotation, molecular function: DNA-binding transcription factor activity, RNA polymerase II-specific; RNA polymerase II cis-regulatory region sequence-specific DNA binding. Gene Ontology annotation, biological process: regulation of transcription by RNA polymerase II. Gene Ontology annotation, cellular component: nucleus. The transcript has 20 exons. The record is from RefSeq and is a predicted model, not a curated record. The coding region runs from base 343 to 2553 and encodes 736 amino acids. Lineage: Eukaryota; Metazoa; Chordata; Actinopteri; Cichliformes; Cichlidae.
GAUAGUGAGGGCCCUGACGUAGGCUUUUGAGGGUAGCAACAGUUGCCUCGAGACCCCGUCGCGCUAUAGUGACUGUAGCCGUGGAGACAGUUACUUACCAACGGGCGCAACACUCAGCAACAGCGGCUGCAGCAUCUGGAAGUCACCGAGCGAGAGGGAGAGAGUGGAAAGAGAGAGGGCACAACUUUUCUCAAGGCAAAGUGACCACACUUGGCUUUAUUGAGAUUGCCUUCACCCUGAGAUCGCUAACCCCCAUCUUAAUGAGGCCCCAAUGCUGCCCCGGGGAGGAGUUCUCAAUCCAAUAGCUAGCUUCAGAUACAGACACUGACCCGACCACUACUCAUGCAGAACUCCGAGGGAGGGUCAGAAACCACGACCAGCGUGGCAGCGCUGCGGACGUCAUCAUCAGCCCAGGCUCCGGUGGUACAGCCUGUCCCAGCCUCUCAGCAGAGAGUGCUGGUUCAAGCCACAGGCUCAGCUCAGAAGGGAGGACAAGUACAGCAGCUUUCAGUACCCAGGGCUCAACAGGUCCCUCAGCAGGUGCAGCAGGUGCAGCAUGUCUACCCGUCACAGGUCCAGUAUGUUGGAGAAAGUGGAGAUGCGGUUUAUACCAAUGGAACAAUCCGAACAGCCUACUCCUACAACCCCGAGGCACAGUUGUACGGGCAAAGCAGUGGCGGGCCCUACUUUGACUCUCAGGCCGGUGGAGGUCAUGUUACCACGGUGGUCUCCUCUGCCAGCGGCGGCGUGCCCACUCAUGGCAUGGUAGGCAUCACCAUGGACGUGGGCAGCAGCCACAUCAUCUCCAGCGGCAGCACCUACCUGAUCCACGGCGGAAAUAUGGAGGGAAGCCGCAACCACAUAUCGCACUCGUCGCGUUCCUCCUCGGCUAUGCUUGAAAUGGCGAUUGAAAACCUCCAAAAGUCUGAAGGAAUUGCAAGUCACAAAAGCAGCCUGCUCAACAGCCAUCUGCAAUGGCUUCUGGACAACUACGAGACAGCGGAGGGAGUUAGCCUGCCCCGGUCCUCCCUCUAUAACCACUACUUGCGGCACUGUCAGGAGCAGAAACUGGACCCAGUUAACGCAGCCUCCUUCGGCAAACUCAUCCGUUCAGUCUUUAUGGGCCUGAGGACCCGCCGCCUCGGCACCAGAGGCAACUCUAAGUAUCAUUACUACGGCAUCCGGGUGAAGCCAGACUCACCGCUCAACCGACUGCAGGAGGACACCCAGUACAUGGCCAUGAGGCAGCAGCCAGUCCACCAGAAACAGAGGUUCAAGCCUCUGCAGAAGGUGGACAGCAUGUCUGACAGUCUGUGUGGGAGCUCGCAGCACUGCAGCAGCACUCCAGAGCAGUCUGUGGCUGCUCAGAGCCAACACCACCAGCAGUACAUAGAUAUGUCUCACAGCCUGCCUCCGUUUCCAACUCCUGACUUGGGCACCCAGCCUCUGCCUGAGCGCAUCAACAUGAAUGAUAUUAAGAAGUUGCAGACGCUCUACAGAGACCACUGCGAGGCUACUUUGGAUGUGGUGAUGAACCUCCAGUUCCACUACAUUGAGAAACUCUGGCAGACGUUUUGGUAUUCAACACCGCCACCUAGUGAUGGAAGCACUACCCUUCCCAGCAGUGAUGAUGAACCGGAAGGUGUGAUUCCCACAGAGAAGCUGGUGGCUCUGUGUAAAUAUGAGCCUGUCAGGCUGUGGAUGAGGAGCUGCGAUCACAUCCUCUACCAGGCCCUGGUGGAGAUCCUGAUCCCCGACGUGCUGCGACCUGUUCCCAGCACUCUCACUCAGGCCAUCCGUAACUUUGCCAAGAGUCUGGAGGGCUGGCUGACUAAUGCCAUGACCAGCUUUCCACAAGAGAUCAUCCGCACUAAGGUGGCCGUGGUCAGCGCGUUUGCUCAGACUUUGAGACGAUACACCAGUUUGAACCACUUGGCCCAGGCGGCGCGUGCCGUCCUCCAGAACACCUCCCAGAUCAACCAGAUGCUCUCCGACCUCAACAGGGUGGACUUUGCUAACGUCCAGGAGCAGGCGUCGUGGGUGUGUCAGUGCGACGAAAGUGUGGUUCAGCGUCUGGAGCAGGACUUUAAGGUCACCCUGCAGCAGCAGAGCUCUCUGGACCAGUGGGCCACCUGGCUGGAUAACGUGGUCUCUCAGGUUCUGAAGCCUCACCAGGGCAGCCCCAGUUUCCCCAAAGCUGCACGCCAGUUCCUGCUCAAAUGGUCUUUCUACAGCUCCAUGGUGAUCAGAGAUCUGACUCUGCGCAGUGCAGCCAGCUUCGGCUCCUUCCACCUUAUUCGCCUUCUUUACGACGAGUACAUGUUUUACCUGGUGGAGCACCGCGUGGCUCAGGCCACUGGAGAAACUCCUAUUGCUGUCAUGGGAGAGUUCAGUGACCUGACCUCUAUGAUGCCUUCACUCAUGGAAAAAGAUGCGUCUUUCUCAGAUGAGAUGAGUGAUUUGGGCAGCGACGCCGAUGCAUCCAGAGGACCGACUGAACCGGCCGUGAAGAGAGAGAGGAUCGAAAUGAGCCACCCUCUGCAGGAGAUGUGAGUCUGGUGUGAACGGGGUCAGACUGAGAGCCACACCGACCAGCAUCUCACUCGUUUGUUUGUUCUUUUAGGCCUUUCGGGUCGCCGCUCUUGGCCCCUGGGCCGAGCAUCCUCCUGCAGUCAGUGUGUGCAAUGUACAUAGACAAGAGUGUAGCAAUGUCAGCUCUCCCCUCACUAGCAUUUAUAAAUACGAGAAGCUCACGGGUUGUUUCUUUUUACGCCACUCUGCAACAGGUCUGAGCAUCUUUGUUUUUGCUGCAACUGUCAAUGAGUGUGUGCAGUACUUUUCCUUUUUUACUGGAUGUGUGGUGUUGGUGAUCCAUCCUCCCUCUUUUUGUUUUUAAGACUAACUAGCUGUGCCAUAGUGUCAUUUGAGUGCCUUAGAUUGCUAACUUUGAGAUGUCUGUCCCUCAGCUGUGCCUCUACCGCAGUAUGAAUGUAUCGUCUCCAAACCUCAAACAUUCGAAGCACCUUUAACAGUGAUUAUGUGUAGGUGUGCUCUCCUCGUUGCCUCUGCUGCAGCUCGUAGCGAACGCUGGGCGGGCGGGGGGUAGUAACAAGAACAUGCAACCUGUAGACCCAAAGGACCUUUCUCCUCAGUUGCUCCCACCGGCCGAGCCUCAGCUCCGGCUCCGUGUGUCAGGCAGGACCUUGUACUGUCGCAGUAGUCGGUAAGGCAGGAAGCUCCUGCUGUUAGCUUGGCUGUGUAACACGUUGACCCGUUUACCUCAGUAGAUUUCUAUGCUGUGCCUCAUUUGGCUCAUGCGAUGAGGCAACUAUUACAAAAAUUAAAGUAAAAAAUGAAAAGUAGCCACUGUUUCGUGUCCCUCACCCAGUUCUUUUAUAAAAUGUAAAUAGUUCUCCUCGUUCCUCCUCACGGUUUGAGUGUCGCGACGGCUCUGUGGCAGUUUACUCAGCUGCCACGCAGUCAGAACAAAUCCACAGUAAUCAGCUUUACGGAGACGGGACGUUAACCCCUGAACUGGAAUCUGGACUCGCUCAUUUCAAGACGAAUCAAACGCCUCGAAACCAAAAACGAUCUCGUGGGCGUCCCAGCCGACGCGCACUCCCCGAAUCCUUUGACCUCACGCUGUCUUACGUUUUGUUUGAAAUAGAAAAAUCCAGUGCGUUAUUUGGGGAAUUAAUCCAUAAAUUAUAUAUAUAUAUAUAUCUCUUUCUAUGAUGUAGACAGUGUGUGCUUCGUGGCCUUUGGUCUUUGCCUAAUCUUUGUUCAUGCUGUUACCUGGUUGGUCACAUUGUAUCAGAAAGAAAUGCUUUGAUGUGUAACGGAUUAGACUGGCGUGUGUGAUGAAUCUGUAUCCAAUCUCAACUGUUCAAUGUAAUGAAAUUUAAUUAUUACUGCAGCGCUGAAGCUCUCAGUAAGCUAUUAAACUGACGUAAGGAAAAAACUAUAAAAUCUAUUUAUAUGGACUAAUCUGAUUUAAUGGAGUUUUGUGUUGAAAUUGGUUCGUUUUUUUUUUUUUCCCUCCUCCUCGUUUCCCUCACAGAGGAUUUUGUUGUAGCAAUGGGAAUCUUUGAAUUUGAGUUUAAGGCUUUUUGUAACUUGUGCCUGUCACAGUAAUUUGCCUUAAAGUGCUUUGGGAAGAAUAAUUUCUAUGUGUACUUUGUAAUGUUUUGUAAGGCUGUUUUAGAUUUUUUGACGGAGGAUUAUUUUUUAUUGAACUAGGUUCUUACAAGUAUACUGAACCCUUAUUUUUGUGUAUUUUUAAACCUGUUCUUGACUACACUUUAACUAGCUUAAGGACAGAUGGCGGUCUGUAAUAAACUGCAUAGUUCAGCUGUAUUUUGUACCUGGUCACAGUGUAAUAAAUUGAUGUAAACCAAAAAA